AUGGCGCAGCAAGCUGCUGAUAAGUAUCUCUAUGUGGAUAAAAACUUCAUCAAUAACCCCUUGGCCCAGGCUGACUGGGCCGCCAAGAAGCUAGUAUGGGUGCCUUCUGACAAGAAUGGCUUUGAGCCCGCCAGCCUCAAGGAAGAAGUGGGCGAUGAGGCCAUUGUGGAGCUGGUGGAGAAUGGGAAGAAGGUGAAAGUGAACAAGGAUGACAUCCAGAAGAUGAACCCGCCCAAGUUCUCCAAGGUGGAGGACAUGGCGGAGCUCACGUGCCUCAAUGAAGCCUCCGUGCUGCACAACCUCAAGGAGCGUUACUACUCAGGGCUCAUCUAUACCUAUUCAGGCCUGUUCUGUGUGGUCAUCAAUCCUUAUAAGAACUUGCCCAUCUACUCUGAAGAGAUUGUGGAUAUGUAUAAAGGCAAGAAGAGGCACGAGAUGCCCCCUCACAUCUACGCCAUCACGGACUCCGCCUACAGGAGUAUGAUGCAAGACCGAGAGGACCAGUCCAUAUUGUGCACGGGUGAGUCUGGAGCUGGCAAGACAGAGAACACCAAGAAAGUCAUUCAGUAUCUGGCUCACGUGGCCUCCUCGCAUAAGAGCAAGAAGGACCAGGGUGAGCUGGAGCGGCAACUGCUGCAGGCCAACCCCAUCCUGGAGGCCUUCGGGAACGCCAAGACCGUGAAGAACGACAACUCCUCGCGAUUUGGCAAAUUCAUCCGCAUCAACUUUGAUGUCAAUGGCUACAUCGUGGGAGCCAAUAUCGAGACUUAUCUCUUGGAGAAAUCUCGUGCAAUCCGCCAGGCCAAGGAUGAACGGACCUUCCACAUCUUCUACUAUCUCCUGUCCGGGGCCGGAGAGCAUCUGAAGACUGACCUCCUGUUGGAGCCAUACAACAAGUACCGCUUCCUGUCCAAUGGGCACGUCACCAUCCCCGGUCAGCAGGACAAGGACUUGUUCCAGGAGACCAUGGAGGCCAUGAGGAUUAUGAGCAUCCCCGAAGACGAGCAAAUCGGUUUGCUGCGGGUCAUCUCGGGAGUCCUUCAGCUCGGCAACAUCGCCUUCAAGAAGGAGCGUAACACCGACCAGGCAUCCAUGCCCGACAACACAGCUGCCCAAAAAGUGUCCCACCUCUUGGGUAUCAAUGUGACUGAUUUCACCAGAGGAAUCCUCACCCCUCGCAUCAAGGUGGGACGGGAUUACGUCCAGAAGGCGCAGACUAAGGAACAGGCUGACUUUGCCAUUGAGGCCUUGGCCAAGGCCACCUAUGAGCGCAUGUUCCGCUGGCUGGUGCUGCGCAUCAACAAGGCCCUGGACAAGACCAAGCGGCAGGGCGCCUCGUUCAUCGGAAUCCUGGACAUUGCCGGCUUCGAGAUCUUCGAUCUGAACUCCUUCGAGCAGCUGUGCAUCAACUACACCAACGAGAAGCUGCAGCAGCUGUUCAACCACACCAUGUUCAUCCUGGAGCAGGAGGAGUACCAGCGCGAGGGCAUCGAGUGGAAUUUCAUCGACUUCGGGCUCGACCUGCAGCCCUGCAUCGACCUCAUCGAGAAGCCAGCAGGCCCCCCCGGCGUCCUGGCCCUGCUGGACGAGGAGUGCUGGUUCCCCAAGGCCACCGACAAGAGCUUUGUGGAAAAGGUGGUGCAGGAGCAGGGCACCCACCCCAAGUUCCAGAAGCCCAAGCAGCUGAAGGACAAGGCCGACUUCUGCAUCAUCCACUACGCCGGCAAGGUGGAUUACAAAGCCGACGAGUGGCUGAUGAAGAACAUGGACCCCCUGAACGACAACAUCGCCACGCUCCUGCACCAGUCUUCGGACAAGUUCGUCUCGGAGCUGUGGAAGGAUGUGGACCGCAUCAUCGGCCUGGACCAGGUGGCCGGCAUGUCGGAGACGGCGCUGCCCGGGGCCUUCAAGACGCGGAAGGGCAUGUUCCGCACCGUGGGGCAGCUCUACAAGGAGCAGCUGGCCAAGCUGAUGGCCACGCUGCGCAACACCAACCCCAACUUCGUCCGCUGCAUCAUCCCCAACCACGAGAAGAAGUCUGGCAAACUGGACCCCCACCUGGUGCUGGACCAGCUGCGCUGCAACGGGGUUCUCGAGGGCAUUCGGAUCUGCCGCCAGGGCUUCCCCAACCGGGUGGUCUUCCAGGAGUUCCGGCAGAGAUACGAAAUCCUGACGCCCAAUUCCAUCCCUAAGGGCUUCAUGGAUGGGAAGCAGGCGUGUGUGCUCAUGAUCAAAGCCUUGGAGCUGGACAGCAACCUGUACCGCAUCGGCCAGAGCAAGGUGUUCUUCCGGGCUGGCGUGCUGGCCCACCUGGAGGAGGAGAGGGACCUGAAGAUCACUGACGUCAUCAUCGGGUUCCAGGCCUGCUGCAGGGGCUACCUGGCCAGAAAGGCCUUUGCCAAGCGGCAGCAGCAGCUGACGGCCAUGAAGGUCCUGCAGAGGAACUGCGCCGCCUACCUCAAGCUGCGGAACUGGCAGUGGUGGCGGCUCUUCACCAAGGUCAAGCCGCUGCUGCAGGUGAGCCGCCAGGAAGAGGAGAUGAUGGCCAAGGAGGAGGAGCUGGUGAAGGUCCGGGAGAAGCAGCUGGCUGCAGAGAACAGGCUCACGGAGAUGGAGACCCUGCAGUCCCAGCUCAUGGCAGAGAAGAUGCAGCUGCAGGAGCAGCUGCAGGCAGAAACGGAGCUGUGUGCCGAAGCCGAGGAGCUCCGGGCCCGCCUGACGGCCAAGAAGCAGGAGUUGGAGGAGAUUUGCCAUGACCUUGAGGCCAGGGUGGAGGAGGAGGAGGAGCGCUGCCAGCACCUGCAGGCAGAGAAGAAGAAAAUGCAGCAAAACAUCCAGGAGCUGGAGGAGCAGCUGGAGGAGGAGGAGAGCGCCCGCCAGAAGCUGCAGCUGGAGAAGGUUACCACGGAGGCCAAGCUAAAGAAACUGGAGGAAGACCAGAUCAUCCUGGAAGACCAGAACUGCAAACUGGCCAAGGAGAAGAAGCUGUUGGAAGACAGAAUAGCCGAGUUCACCACCAACCUCACGGAAGAGGAGGAGAAAUCGAAGAGCCUGGCUAAGCUUAAGAACAAACACGAGGCCAUGAUCACCGACCUGGAGGAGCGCCUCCGAAGAGAGGAGAAGCAGCGUCAGGAGCUGGAGAAGACCCGCCGGAAGCUGGAGGGGGACUCCACGGACCUCAGCGACCAGAUCGCCGAGCUCCAGGCUCAGAUCGCCGAGCUCAAGAUGCAGCUGGCCAAGAAAGAGGAGGAGGUCCAGGCCGCCCUGGCCAGAGUGGAGGAAGAAGCCACGCAGAAGAACAUGGCCCUGAAGAAGAUCCGUGAGCUGGAAUCUCAGAUCUCCGAGCUGCAGGAGGACCUAGAGUCUGAGCGUGCUUCUCGGAACAAAGCUGAGAAGCAGAAGCGGGACCUUGGGGAAGAGCUGGAGGCUCUGAAGACAGAGUUGGAGGACACCCUGGAUUCUACGGCUGCCCAGCAGGAGCUCAGGUCCAAACGUGAGCAGGAAGUGAAUAUCCUGAAGAAGACCCUCGAGGAUGAGGCCAAGACCCACGAGGCCCAGAUCCAGGAGAUGCGGCAGAAGCACUCACAGGCCGUGGAGGAGCUGGCCGAGCAGCUGGAGCAGACAAAGCGGGUGAAAGCCAACCUUGAGAAGGCCAAGCAGACCCUAGAGAAUGAGCGAGGGGAGCUGGCCAAUGAGGUGAAGGCCCUGCUGCAGGGCAAAGGGGACUCCGAGCACAAGCGGAAGAAAGUGGAGGCCCAGCUGCAGGAGCUGCAGGUGAAGUUCAACGAUGGAGAGCGCGUGCGCACGGAGCUGGCCGACAAGGUCACCAAGCUGCAGGUUGAGCUGGACAACGUGACAGGCCUCCUCACCCAGUCUGACAGCAAGUCUAGCAAGCUCACCAAGGACUUCUCCACCCUGGAGUCCCAGCUGCAGGACACACAGGAGCUCCUGCAGGAGGAGAACCGGCAGAAGCUGAGCCUGAGCACCAAGCUGAAGCAGGUGGAAGACGAGAAGAACUCCCUGAAGGAGCAGCUGGAGGAGGAGGAGGAGGCCAAGCGGAACAUGGAGAAGCAGAUGGCCACUCUCCAGGCCCAGGUGACGGACAUGAGGAAGAAGAUGGAGGAUGGUGUGGGGUGCCUGGAGACUGCCGAGGAAGCCAAGAGGAAGCUGCAGAAGGACCUGGAGGGGCUGAGCCAGCGCUACGAGGAGAAGGUGGCCGCCUACGACAAGCUGGAGAAGACCAAGACACGGCUGCAGCAGGAGCUGGACGACCUGCUCGUGGACCUGGACCACCAGCGGCAGAGCGUGUCCAACCUGGAGAAGAAGCAGAAGAAGUUUGACCAGCUCCUGGCGGAGGAGAAGACCGUCUCUGCCAAGUAUGCGGAGGAGCGUGACAGGGCAGAGGCAGAGGCCCGAGAGAAGGAGACCAAAGCCCUGUCGCUGGCCCGGGCCCUGGAGGAGGCCAUGGAGCAGAAGGCAGAGCUGGAGCGGGUCAACAAGCAGUUCCGCACGGAGAUGGAGGACCUCAUGAGCUCCAAGGACGACGUGGGCAAGAGUGUCCACGAGCUGGAGAAGUCUAAGCGGGCCCUGGAGCAGCAGGUGGAGGAGAUGAAGACCCAGCUGGAGGAGCUGGAGGAUGAGCUUCAGGCCACCGAGGACGCCAAGCUGCGGCUGGAGGUGAACCUGCAGGCCAUGAAGGCCCAGUUUGAGCGGGACCUGCAGGGCCGGGACGAGCAGAGCGAGGAGAAGAAGAAGCAGCUGGUCAGACAGGUGCGGGAGAUGGAGGCAGAGCUGGAAGACGAGCGGAAGCAGCGCUCACUGGCAGUGGCCGCGCGGAAGAAGCUGGAGCUGGACCUGAAGGACCUGGAAGCCCACAUCGACUCGGCCAACAAGAACCGCGACGAGGCCAUCAAACAGCUGCGGAAGCUGCAGGCACAGAUGAAGGACUACAUGCGCGAGCUGGAUGACACGCGGGCCUCCCGCGAGGAGAUCCUGGCUCAGGCCAAGGAGAACGAGAAGAAGCUGAAGAGCAUGGAGGCCGAGAUGAUUCAGCUGCAGGAGGAACUGGCAGCUGCAGAGCGUGCCAAGCGCCAGGCCCAGCAGGAGCGGGACGAGCUGGCCGACGAGAUCGCCAACAGCAGCGGCAAAGGAGCCCUGGCGUUGGAGGAGAAGCGGCGCCUGGAGGCUCGCAUCGCCCAACUGGAGGAAGAGCUGGAGGAGGAGCAGGGCAACACGGAGCUGGUGAACGACAGGCUGAAGAAGGCCAACCUGCAGAUCGAUCAGAUCAACACAGACCUGAACCUCGAGCGCAGCCACGCCCAGAAGAACGAGAACGCCAGGCAGCAGUUGGAGCGCCAGAACAAGGAGCUCAAAGUCAAGCUGCAGGAGAUGGAGGGCACCGUCAAGUCCAAGUACAAGGCCUCCAUCACUGCCCUGGAGGCCAAGAUCGCGCAGCUGGAGGAGCAGCUGGACAACGAGACGAAGGAGCGCCAGGCGGCCUGCAAGCAGGUGCGUCGGGCCGAGAAGAAGCUGAAGGACGUGCUGCUGCAGGUGGAUGAUGAGCGCAGGAACGCCGAGCAGUUCAAGGACCAGGCCGACAAGGCGUCCACCCGCCUGAAGCAGCUCAAGCGGCAGCUGGAGGAGGCCGAGGAGGAGGCCCAGCGGGCCAACGCCUCCCGCAGGAAACUGCAGCGCGAGCUGGAGGACGCCACCGAGACCGCAGACGCCAUGAACCGGGAGGUCAGCUCCCUCAAGAACAAGCUCAGGCGUGGGGACCUGCCAUUUGUCGUGCCCCGCCGAAUGGCUCGGAAAGGCCCUGGCGAGUGCUCAGACGACGAGGUGGACGGCAAAGCCGACGGGGCAGAGGCCAAAGCUGCCGAAUAA
Pipistrellus nathusii (Nathusius's pipistrelle) is the source of this 5883-nucleotide messenger RNA. Lineage: Eukaryota; Metazoa; Chordata; Mammalia; Chiroptera; Vespertilionidae. The record is from the annotation of a GenBank genome assembly.